UUUUAUGUUUUUUUCAUUAGAGUCUACUCGAAAGCUAAACCGAUAUAAAAGCAAAGGUUUUUAGCAAAAUCAUUAACAGUUUAUCACAGAGUAAUUUAGCAAAAUGUUCAAAAUUUUCGUCUUGACCGCUCUUUUGGCUUUCGCCUAUGCCGACAACAUCGACAAAGAUGCUCAAAUCUUGAGCUUAAAAAACGAUCCUGCCGAUGCUGAAGGUAACUACGCCUACGCUUUCGAAACCAGCAAUGGCAUCCAACAACAAGAAGCUGGCAAUCCUAAUGGUGUAGCUGGUUCUUAUGAAUUCGUCUCGCCCGAAGGUGAAAAAAUCUUCAUCAGUUAUACCGCCGAUGAGAAUGGUUUCCAACCAACUGGUGAUCAUUUGCCCACACCUCCUCCAGUCCCAGAAGCUAUUCUUAAAGCUUUGGAAUACAUUGCCGCCCAUCCUCAACCACAAGAAACUAAAUAGAUAGAUAAGAGAUAUAGUGAGAGACAAGAAAGAUGAAAACGUUUUAGUUGAAUUUGUAGCGAGAAAAUGAAAGGCGAACAAAUUGCAAUUGGUUUAGUUGUAACAGUAAAAUAUUUCUUAGUUAGAAGGCGAAUA
This is a messenger RNA of Lucilia cuprina (Australian sheep blowfly), 598 nucleotides long. It is a transcript of the gene Cpr78Cc, whose product is annotated as pupal cuticle protein Edg-78E. Lineage: Eukaryota; Metazoa; Arthropoda; Insecta; Diptera; Calliphoridae. The transcript is spliced from 2 exons. Gene Ontology annotation, cellular component: chitin-based extracellular matrix. The record is from RefSeq and is a predicted model, not a curated record. Bases 104 to 463 code for a protein of 119 amino acids. Gene Ontology annotation, molecular function: structural constituent of chitin-based larval cuticle.